GGGGAAUCUAGGACCAAGAUUCGCUCAGGUUGCUUGGAACACCUCAAUAAACAAUCUCUCUCUUCUGGACUGGAAAAAAAAAAGCUUGAAGCACGCUUCCUAUACACAGAGGAGGCGAGGCGAGCUGAGAGGAGCUGAUGUAGUGUAGAAGUGGAAGAGAUUCAGAGCUAUAUAGUUUAUUUUGUGCUGAAGUGCUCUUCCUGGAUGCCGUUAGUGCUUCUGUUCAUGUAUUUUCCGGAAAAGAUUCCUUAUUGAAUCUUCUUUUUAUUCGGUGGUGAUUUGAAACGCGAUCGGAGCAAUUAGUGAACGUUUAUAUUAACUAACGUAAAAUACGUGAACGAUACGUCGUCGUUUUCACCGGCAUCAUCAUUGCCACCAUGGAAAGCGUAGUAAACGGUUGGACCAUCUGUGACGCCGUUCACGGAAAUGUGACGUACCCGUCGUACGUGCAGGAAAUUGUGGACACUCAGGAAUUCCAACGCCUUCGAAACCUCAAACAACUCGGGACCAGCUCGAAAGUGUUUCCUUCGGUGACGCAUACCCGAUUUGAGCACUGCCUAGGGGUUUCCCAUUCUGCUGACAAGCUGUUGAAAAUACUGGAACGGAACUCCGGUGUACAGAUAAGCCACAUCCAUCGGAAAUGUGUUGUGCUCGCAGCCCUACUGCACGACAUAGGCCAUGGACCCUUCUCGCACCUGUGGGAAUACUUUGUACACAGCGGGAGUGAUAAGCAUUGGACGCACGAGCAAUCAUCCUGCGAUAUGGCCCGCCAGUUAUUUGCCAACAACGAUAUCCAACUAUCUCAGGAAGCGUACGAGCACUACUACGCCGAGCAGUUGAUCUGCGCUCUCAUUACCGGCAAUCAGGACGCAUUGGACACCCUUCUGACGCCGGAUACAAUGUACAUGGCGGAGAUCGUUCACAACAAGCGCUACAAGAUCGACGUCGACAAGUGGGACUAUUUACUGCGAGAUUUGUUCUACCUCCGGAGCGCCGUUCAAAUUGGAACGGAUUUCGUGCAACUGUUUGACCAUGCGCGGGUGGUACGGGACGGCAGCGGUACCACACACAUCGGCUAUCGGGCCAGUGACUAUCGAUUGAUAGUGGCACUGUUCGAAGCUCGCACCAAGUUGCACAUCGAAUGUUACCAGCAUCCGGCCAUACUGGGGUUGGAGAAGCUGAUGAUUGACGCUUUGACGCAGGCGGAGGAGUGCGGAUUCAGAUUGCGAGGAACGAAAAUCUCCGAAGCACACCUCUCGCCCUCGAUCUACCUGUACCUGGACGACAGCAUAGUCAGCCUAAUCGAAGCCAGUGAAAACUCCAUGCUGCAAGGCGCUCAGCAACUGCUGGCUCGCAUCCGGCAACGCCGGAUGUACACCAAAAUUCACAUGUCCACCGAUGGACCAUGUGACAUCGAAGAUCUCAACAAACGAUUCGGAGCGGAAACGUUUUUCCAGGUUCACAAGCGGAUUCCCUACGCCAGCCAGAUGGCCCCACGAGAUGUUCCACUCUACGAACUGGUUGGUGACGGUGAGGUUCAGCUGAUUGAUGGACGCGAAGUGGUCGAAAGCGUCAUGAACAACCUUCAAGAUCAAGGUUUCUACGAGCAGUACAUAGUGUACUGCAAGAGCAAUGCCCCCAACGUUAUCCACUGUGCUCGCGAGUACCUUAUGGAGAGUAAGUCUACCACUCAAUCCGUUCAGUAAAGCGUGAUUAGUUCUUUUUAAUGGUUGGUGGGAAGGAAAGUUUUAGAAUUUAUUUGUUACCUGUCGCUGAAUGUUAUUUUAUUUUCUUUUAUAACACUUUUUUUUUCAUGAAAUAUUGUUAUCUUUUUUUAAUUAAAUAAAUUUUCAAAUGUACUUAAACCAGGUUUCAGUUAGGGCUCUUUCCAUAAGAGGCAAGACAAAUCGAAGACUUUUUUUUUCGAUGCAUCAAUUGACCGAUCAAAUAUCCCAAGUAACAUUGCAAGCAGGCUUACUUCCACUCACUUGCUAUAAAAACAUGAUUUUCUGAAUUUUGAAAUCAUUAGAUGUUAUAAUCAUAUUUUGUACUUGUUAGACAAGAAGAGGUUGAAAGGCAAGUGUUGGACACAUGAAACUUGUCAAAUUUGCUUUCAGAUAGUCACAAUCAGCGAUUUUACGACUCGCGAGCGCUCACUCUGAGUGAACGCUCACGAAUCAUAAGAUCGCUGAUUGUUACACUCUGGUAGCGAAAUUGACAGAUUUUAUGAGUCAAACACUUGCCUUUCAACCUCUUCUUGUAUCUAACAAGUACAAAAUAUCAUUAUAACAUCCAAUGAUUUCAAAAUUCAGGAAAUAAUUUUUUUUUAUAGCAUGUGAGUGGAAGCAACCCUGAUUGCAAGUUAUAUAGUGGUUUUAAAGUAUGCUACAAGUCUAAAUCAUGGUCUACAGAACCCUUAUAAAACCAAAAUUGUUACUUGGAAUGUUUCAAUAUAAUAGAAUAGUUGAGUACUCAGUUCAAUAGCUCGAUAGAAUCGUGCUCUACUGAUGAGUGAACGAUUACAAAAAAACCGACUCCAAAGGUUUUCUAAUCUUUUGUUCCCUUGUCGGUUCCGAAACAGGUAGAUCGUAGUCGUAU
Molecule: messenger RNA, 2598 nt
Organism: Ochlerotatus camptorhynchus
Lineage: Eukaryota; Metazoa; Arthropoda; Insecta; Diptera; Culicidae
Gene: fal
Product: falten
Exons: 7
Coding region: 378-1706 (442 amino acids)
Biological process (GO): dGTP catabolic process
Cellular component (GO): nucleus
Molecular function (GO): dGTPase activity
Source: RefSeq, a predicted model, not a curated record